AUGACUCAUGACCCGAAGUACCAGCAUGCCCUCAAGGAAAGGGACCGUGCUGUGGAGUCCAUCCAGAACGUGCUCGGCCAGAACGGCAGCGUUCUCUGCUCUUGGGUGUGGUAUUUCGACCAGCAUUUCGAGCGGCAAAUCGGCCGCGAGCAGUUCUGCGCGGGCCUGGUCGCGCUGAACUAUCCAGGCAAGGCCGAACUCUUGUUCACGCGUCUGGACAUCGACCAGAUCGAGGAGGUCACCCUAGAUCAAAUCGACCCGGAAGCUUCCAGGAUAUGGAUGGGCUUCCGCAUGUGGUGCGUGAAGAUGUUCAGCGAUGAGAAGAAGAUGCUGGCCGAGCUUUCAGGCGACAUGUUCUGCGACCUGGAGGCGUUCACCUCCAAUCUCAAUCGCCUGGGCUGGUACGGCCAUGAGCAGACCCUCUUCUGGGCGCUGAACCGGGACAGGAAUGAGGAGCUGGAGGUGAAAGAUUUCCGCUUCUUUGCGAUUGACAAACGGAAGUACGUGCGGGCUCGCAAGGGAAUGCAGGACGCUGUGAAGCUCAGAGAGCGCUUAGCCCGCAAGCGGCACCUGGUCGCAAAGGCGCGGAAGGAAUUUAAGGCAUUCUUGAAGAAGAAGUAUGGAACAAUCCUUCGAGCCUGGCGCAAUCUAGAUGCAGAUGGAUCAAUGUACCUGCAGAAAAACGAGCUCUUCAGGGCUGUGAAAGAGCUCAGCUGGCAGGGCGACGCGCGCCUCUUGUGGAAAGGCCUUGACAAGGAUGCCAGUGGCAUAACCUUUCUGCAGGAGGUGGAUUUGCGGAGUGCGGAGCAGUUGGCCAAGUUCAAGCAGCAGAUCAUGGAGAAGUGCGGCAGCGCAGAAGCGCUGUUCAGGGCAAUGGACGUGCACAAGAUCAACAAAGUGCAUCCUGCGGCUUUCUUCGAGCACUGUCGGCGCCUGGGCUUCUCGCGGGUGGACAAGUUCCUCUACCACGGGCUGGACUGGGAAGGCAAGAAGUACCUGGCCGCGGGGGACCUCACCUUCUUGGACUCCUGGAAAUGCCCACAGUACUUGGUUUGCUCUCCAAGCCCCCAGGCUGCCAGGGAGUUCAAGAGCACCUUGCUGAGCAAAUGUAUCCAAGUUAUUUGA
This is a messenger RNA of Effrenium voratum, 1125 nucleotides long. The record is from the annotation of a GenBank genome assembly. Lineage: Eukaryota; Dinophyceae; Suessiales; Symbiodiniaceae.